Messenger RNA from Mucor mucedo, 1653 nucleotides. RefSeq lists its product as uncharacterized. The record is from RefSeq and is a predicted model, not a curated record. Bases 141 to 1592 code for a protein of 483 amino acids. The transcript is spliced from 6 exons. NCBI's taxonomy places the organism in Eukaryota, Fungi, Mucoromycota, Mucoromycetes, Mucorales, Mucoraceae. Gene Ontology annotation, cellular component: spliceosomal complex; nucleus. Gene Ontology annotation, biological process: mRNA splicing, via spliceosome. Gene Ontology annotation, molecular function: RNA binding; zinc ion binding.
AAUACAAAUUCAUGGAGAGUUUUGAUUUCUGUCAUUGAUGGGUUUUUUUUUUUUCAUAGUCACGCCGUGCUGAAAAGCGCAACAAUUAAACAGAAUCUCAAAAAUUUCUGUUUCUUUCUCCCCAACACCAAACUUUUAACAUGGAUAACGUACUCGAAAAGCAAAGAAGUGCUCACGAAGACAUUGAGCGCCUUGAGCAAGCCAUUGUAGAUCAGUAUAUGGAUGAUGCCAAAACCCACCGUGAAAAGCUUUACAAUGAGCAUGUGGUAGACAAGUUUUUGACACGUAUUGCUGAGAAAAGCGAAUAUCUUUACGAACUUUACGAAGACAAAGACGGUCUUCGUCAAUCUGAAAUGGAAGCUCUGUCUGGAUCUUCAGAGUUUAGUGAAUUUUAUGAACGUCUCAAGGUUAUUAAGGAACAUCAUCGCAAAUACCCUAAUGAAGCUGUAGUUCCACCAGAGAUGGAAUUCAUUUACCUUUCUCAAAAGAAGGACGAAAGCGAUUAUGAAGAGUUGGAAAAGUUAUUCUCGGGUGAAGAAAGUACCGGUAGAUACCUUGAUUUAAACACACUCCACACCAUGUACAUCAAUUUAAAGGGUGUCAAAAAGUUGGACUACCUUCAAUACUUGAGCGAAUUUGAUGAUUUUGUCACCGUAUAUCCUAAAGCUAUCAAAACAACCGAGGACUACAAAACUUAUUUAAACGAACUAUUUCAGUAUCUCCAUAGCUUUUUCCGUCGAGCAAAGCCUCUUUAUGACAUCGCUGCGUUGGAAGAAGAAGCUCUUUUGGAAUUCAACGAUGAGUGGGAACAAGGAAAGGUUGCUGGUUGGGAGGAUGUCGAUAGCACAAAUCACGAUUUAUUUUGUCCUGCUUGUCAAAAACAAUUCUCGAAGCAAACUGUCUUCGAUGCACAUCUUUCGGCGAAAAAACACAUCAAGGCACAAAAGAAAUUAGACGAGCAAGGCAGCGAUUCUUCAGCAGCCGUCGGAACGGUAGAUAAUGUGGUUGGUGUAAAAGACGAUAAGAGAAAGGCGAUUGCCUGGAAAGAGCGUUUAGUCUCCAAAUACGCUGAAGCACUGGCUGAUUUCAGAGAAGAAAGUAAAUCGAAUGUUGAAAGAAAGCAAGCAUUAACAGAUAAGGAGCGUACUUUGGAGCAAGAACAAGAAAAGGUGGAAUAUGUAGACCAAGACUCUGACGAAGACGAUGACGAAAAGAUUUAUAAUCCCCUUAAAUUACCACUUGGUUGGGAUGGUAAGCCUAUUCCAUACUGGCUGUACAAGUUACAUGGUCUUGGUGUUGAAUACCCUUGUGAGAUCUGCGGUAAUUAUGUCUAUAUGGGCAGAAAGGCUUUUGAUAAGCAUUUCCAAGAAUGGAGACACGCACAAGGUAUGCGUUCUUUGGGUAUCCCCAAUACUCGUCAAUUCCAUGAAAUCACAAAAAUUGACGAUGUCCUUGCCUUAUAUCAAAAGCAAAGAAAGGAAGGUAGUAGUGCAGAAGCUAAGGCAGAUAUUGUUGAGGAAUAUGAGGACGCGGAAGGAAACGUGUACAACAAAAAGACUUAUGAAGAUCUUAAGAGACAGGGUAUCCUUUAGAAUAGACUAUUUACAAUAACCGAAUAAAAAAUAACUAGUAAAGGAAUGCCUUGGGAUAACA